AUGUAUCCCACCAAGAGCCCGUCAAACAUGUCACCAGAAGACGUUCGAACUCUAUGCGACCUCGCCGGCCGGUACGGGUCCGGAAGCUUAGAAACAACCCUCCGGAACAUUAGCGGCAGCAACUACACAUCCCUCCGCCCUCCGCCCCAGCACCACCACCGAAACCCUCACCACAUGGACGCCCCGGCGAGGAACUCAGCCCUCUUCACCUCAACCUUUGGCAGCAACAACAGCGCGCCAUCCCUCACAAACAGCGCCAGCCCCUGGAGCAGCUCCGACGCGUCCUUGUGCGGCUCAGAGGCUGCCUCCCUAUCGGGGAGCUAUUUCAGCCAGCAGCCCGGCGGCACUGCGGCAGCCGCCUCCUGGGCCGACGCCGUGGACGCUCCGUUCCUGAUGUCGCCCUCCGUGACACCAUCCCUCUCCGGCUCCGAGUGGCAGGAUCACCACAUCAGCGAGCACCUCUCCUCAACUCCAUCACGCGAGAAAAAGGCCGCUGCCAGCAUGAGGUCCCCGUCCUCGGGUACCGUCGGCGGCCGCAAGCCCAUCGAGUGUCCCAUGUGCGCCGUCCACGACGUCUACGUCGGCUUCGGCAGGAAAAGCGACUUCAAGAAGCACCUCCAAAACUUCCACAACACCGACUGCAUCUGGGCCUACAUCGCCCACGUCAAGCUCGACCACCACCAGGGCGAGGCGGCGUACCCUCCCGCCGCGGCCGUGGCGGCAGCAGAACAGGUCAAGGUCGGCCUCUGCACGCAGGUCGUCUUCGCCUGCGGCUUCAUCGGCUGCAAAGAGGUCUACGAGGCCGCCGAUGACAGCGAGGCGCCCAAGACGGCCGACGCCUACUUUGACCACCUCGCCAGUCACUUCGACAAGCGCAGCAGCACCAUCAAUAACACCAGUGGUUGCAAUAACAACAAUCUCGGCGUCUCGUCAGAGUGGACAUACUAUCAUCAGAUGCAAAACCUCCUCCGUCAGCGCUCCCUCAAAGACGAGUGGAAGCACACCCUCUGGGACAAGGCCGCACGCAACCAGCUCCGCUGGCAGCCCCGCUCCUCAGGCGACCUCAAGAAGCUCCUCGAAUGCCGCCAUCUCGCCGACGUGCCGCGCAUCCUCCACGCGGCAUGGACGCUCGGCCAGACGUGCUUCUCCUCCCCCGAGCACCCGGCCCCCGAGUUCCCAGGCGAAGCAACGCGGCCCGUCCGGUCCCGCUGCCCGCUCGCGGGCGAAGGCAGGAACCACGGCGAGCUCCGCGAUGUUGUCUGCGGAGGUCAGCAGCAGCAUGAAGAGCAACCGCCGUCGGCGAUGACUAUGUUUGCCCUCCGCCGCAGCCUCUUCCCCGUCAAGCUCGCCACCGUCUCGCACCCGCCGCCGCGCUCGAUUCCCGAGGAGCCGGAUUCCCUGGCCUACCCGCACCCGGGCACCCCUCUCGUCAUCCCCGAGCGUGACGCCUGGUCUACGGACGUUGUGCUUGGCCCGCCCGAGGACGAGCAGAUCUUCGACCCCAUGUUCAUGCCGGGUAACAGGGCGACGACGAAUAUGCUGCAGCAGAGCCCCAUCUACCCUUGGACCGAUACUACUACGUCUCAACAGCAGCAGCAAAGGCGGUCUUUCGGCGACUUUGCGCGCCAUCUCACACCCUCGCCGCAACCUACCGAAGACCAAGACAGCAGCCUGGGUCCGUUGCUCCAGGUCCCUCAAUCCGUAUCUGCCACCACCACCGCCGCGAAACGUCCCCGCUCGUGGGGCAUGAGAAGCCUGGAGAACUUGCGCCUCAAGCGUCGUGGCCGUUCGUCGCCUGUCACGUCACCCGUUGAGGAGAAGGCGGCUUUAGCUGGGUGGAUCUGA
This is a messenger RNA of Colletotrichum lupini, 1845 nucleotides long. RefSeq lists its product as uncharacterized. The transcript is spliced from 2 exons. The record is from RefSeq and is a predicted model, not a curated record. Lineage: Eukaryota; Fungi; Ascomycota; Sordariomycetes; Glomerellales; Glomerellaceae. Bases 1 to 1845 code for a protein of 614 amino acids.